Molecule: messenger RNA, 2114 nt
Organism: Paramuricea clavata
Lineage: Eukaryota; Metazoa; Cnidaria; Anthozoa; Malacalcyonacea; Plexauridae
Source: the annotation of a GenBank genome assembly
AUGCACUUGCCAAGGGAAUCCGAAUAUACUGAUGCUAUGCAACCAGAUACUCCGUCUUUCGAGGAGUGGUGCAUACAGCGAGCAAAUGCUAGUGUUCACUUUGACUACUGGCUUAAGACGUUGUCAUUGGAGCUUCUCUUGUUGCGGUACAUUAGAUCACUACGUGAAGGUAACUUCCAACUGUACAUGGACUCCCUGACGCAGAUCAUGCCUUGGAUGUUCGCUCUAGAUCAUACACACUACUCGAGAUGGCUUUCCGUACACAUCCGCGACAUGACGACACUUGCUGAAAAACACCCAGAUGUUUUCGCUGAAUUCAAGUUAGGAAACUUUGUGGUACACAAAACCAGCAACAAAUUCUCUCCCAUGGCACUUGAUCAGUCUCACGAGCAGAACAAUGCAAUGGUGAAAGGCUCUGGUGGGGCUAUUGGAUUGACCGGCAAUCCUGGAGCACUGAGACGUUGGAUGGUAGCAGGGCCAGAAAUCGCCAGACUUACAACAGAGUUUGAGGAACAGGCCAUGAAGCAACAUCAUGACACUAAAUGCAGUCAUCAUGACCAGCAACCUGGGGUGCAAGCAGCAUUCUUGAAAGAGCUUAAAGCACUUGUAACAGUGCUGGACGAGAUGGGAAAUCCGUUCUUAGAACACAGUGAAGACCUACUAGUCAUUGAUACACGGGACAUUGUAGACGCUGAAGUGGCAGAAACUGUGAGAAAGAUCGAGACCCUGGGUGAAGAGCAAUACAUCAAGUUUGUCACAGAGAGGCUAGAACAGUGUAAACACCUAUCACGGAAACACUUCCAAAGAACAAGCUGCCAUUGUUUAGUAGGCCGCCUGUCAAAGUUCAAUCAAAACAGAAAGCACAGCUGGCGGCACUGAAGAGUGACUGUGGUCUCUUUUCGAGGUUAUACAUCUCUUGUCAAACUCGUGAUGGAGACAUCGACACAUUCUUUGCUCAUGAAAACCAGUCAGCUCCACCAGCUCUGUCAAUUGCAGGAAAGAUGCGGAGUGGUGUUAAAGCAGAUCUACUUCGCUGUCUGGAAGCAGAUUUGCCUGAACAAAAUGGCGUGCCAGUGGUUGAUGCAACAAUUCUUGAUGGUGCAGCUGUGGUCCAAAUGCUGAAUCCUGGAACAUCAAAAACUUUUCAAGAAUAUGGUGAAAGAGUGUUUACACCGUACAUCGCUGCCCAAUUCCAGAAGAGUCACCGCGUCGACCUUGUCUGGGAUUUAUACCUACCUGCAAGCCUGAAGGCCUCCACCAGGCAGAAGAGGGGGAAAGGAACCAGGAAAAGGGUCGCUCCUUCCACUGCAAUGCCUAAGAACUGGAAGAACUUCCUUCGAGUCGAUCAGAACAAGACUGAAUUGUUCACUUUCUUGUCACAAAAAGUUGUUCAUAUUCCGCUAGCAGAUGGCAAGGAACUAUAUGCAAGUGAUGGAAGUGGAGUCCUCUGUUCUCCUGCUGAGUCUAACUUAGCCCGCCUUGCCCCGUGUUCGCAAGAGGAAGCCGACACUCGUCUACUUCUGCAUGUGGCAGAUGCUGUGCAAAAGGGGUGUACAAAGAUCACUAUACGAACCGUUGAUACUGAAGUAGUGGUACUGGCUGUGGCUUCAUUCAGCAAGAUUGGCCCUGAUGAGCUAUGGAUUGCUUUUGGCGCCGGAUCAAGUUUUCGGUACAUAGCUAUUCACGAAAUAGUUUCCACAGUGUCUCCCUCAGAAUGUCUCACUCUUCCAGUCUUUCACGCAUAUACUGGCUGUGAUACUGUAUCUACAUUCGCUGGCAGAGGAAAGAAGACAGCAUGGCAAACAUUGAAGUCUUUUCCAGACGUGAUUUACGCAUUCAGUGAACUCCUAUGCAUGCCAAAUGAGAUCAGUGAAAAAGCUUUGUUACUCCUAGAGCGAUAUGUGGUGUUGAUGUACGACCGAACCAGCGAGAGUACUAACGUCAAUGAUGCCAGGAAACAGCUAUUCACACAGAAGUCUAGAACUUUAGAAAACAUCCCUCCAACACAAGCUGCACUCAAGCAACAUAUCAAGCGGACUCGCUACCAGGCUCACUGUUGGAACCAGGCAUUAGUGAAGGAUCCAGAGAUGCCAGACCCAUCUGACUGGGGAUAA